Molecule: messenger RNA, 1264 nt
Organism: Diabrotica balteata
Lineage: Eukaryota; Metazoa; Arthropoda; Insecta; Coleoptera; Chrysomelidae
Source: the annotation of a GenBank genome assembly
AUGUGUCAAACAUGGCUUGCUGAUGAUGCUCCUAUUAACAUUAAUAAAAUUCAACUUGUCUACCAAGUUACACGACACAGCUUUUUACCUGCUGAUCGAGUUUUUGGCAUUAUUGAAAAAGCGAUACGAAGAAAAACGACAAUAAUUCAACCCCAAGAAUAUUUUGAUAUAUUUUCUGAAUAUACAACCGUAAUUAAAUAUCCAGAAUUUAAAGUAAUGGAUUGGAAAACAGAAAAAAUUGAGAUAUUGAAAGGGCUCCCAAGUUGGCAUUUCCAAAUUAGUAAAUCAUCAAGAAUUACAAUAUUACGAGAGAAGAGUUUGCGAGGACAUAAAAUUCUUGUUCAAGGAGAGAUGUUCUACAAAUCCUACACUGGAACUGCAUUAUCAGUAACCAAGAAAGAAAAUAAGAAAACCAAUGCAGUUACCAAUCAAGAAAAAUUGAAAAAUUGGGAGAAGGUAGCAGGAGAAUUUAAUUCAGUGUCUCUGGCAAAUAUUCAGAGACCAAUAGAGGUGUUAAAGCGGUUUUACGAAAACCAAAAACAGGAAUUGCGGAAAAGAUGUGCUAAUAAAAAGAUGCAUAUUAAAGGCACUGGUGGUGACCCUCCACUUCCAGAAAUAAAUAAUCCAACCGAAGAUUUGCUCCUCUCCAUAGUUAACGAGAAAACAGUCAGUGGCAUAAAUAUACCAUUUGGAGGCGACGUUAACAGUGAAUCUGAGGAUGAAGAUGAAGAUAUGGAAUUAGAGUUUGUCGAUACUCCUGAAAUAGGAAAUCAAGGACCUUGUACAAGUACAGAAUUGUCACAAGACAAUAUUCAGAAAAACAAGACAUGGGCGUCAUACACACCUUCGGAUUUAGCCAAAAAGAUGAGCUCCCCACUGAAACAAAAAAUUGCAAAUGUUUUAUUAAAUUCUCAAGACGAAAAUAUCCCUGGGCCUUCAACAAUCAAUAAAGAAACACCAACAAAAAGCUCUCGAAGAAGACCUGCAGUAGUGGUGAAAUCCCUAACUUCUUCAGAUAUAGCUGCAAAGUUUAACAAAUUAUUGGACUGUCGUUUAGAAAUAGUUGCAUAUGAAAAAAAGGAAUUGGAGCAAAGACUGCAACAUAAUAGUACCAAACAUGAAAAAUAAAUGUUGCUCUUAGAUGUUCAACUUGAAAUCGAAAGAUAAAAGUUAAAAAGAAUUAAGAGAUCUGAUUAUCUGAUAGAAAAUAGUACAAAAUAGUAAAAGUAAAUGUAUUGUUUUUUUGAAUAAAAGUGUAUUUAGC